This is a messenger RNA of Neofelis nebulosa (Clouded leopard), 3750 nucleotides long. RefSeq names its product LON peptidase N-terminal domain and ring finger 2 (gene LONRF2). Bases 108 to 2390 code for a protein of 760 amino acids. The record is from RefSeq and is a predicted model, not a curated record. The transcript is spliced from 12 exons. Lineage: Eukaryota; Metazoa; Chordata; Mammalia; Carnivora; Felidae. Gene Ontology annotation, molecular function: protein binding.
UCUCGGAGAAGGCGGCGGCCGCGCUCCCGCCGCCGCGCCCAGGCGGCAGAGCAUCCGCUUGCCUAGGCUUCUCCCGUCCGGGCCUACGGCGCCGCAGGCUCGAGGCUAUGAGCCCCGAGCCGGUCCCGCCGCCGCCGCCCCAGUGCCCCGGCUGCGACUGCGGGGAGUCUUUCGCCAAGCGCCUGGAGAAGGGCGAUGAGGCCUUCCGCGCCGGCGAGUAUGAGAUGGCCGCGGAGCUCUUCCGCUCGAUGCUGGCCGGGCUGGCGCAGCCGGACCGCGACCUGUGCCUGCGGCUGGGGGACGCGCUGGCCCGUGCCGGCCGGCUCCCCGAGGCCUUGGGUGCGUUCCGCGGGGCGGCGCGGCUCGGGGCGCUGCGGCCGGAGGAGCUGGGGGAGUUGGCGGUCGGCCUCACGCGCGCCCUGGGCCAGAGAGAGUGGCGGCUGCCGGCUGCGGGGCCGGGCGGCGCCCCCGAGGAGCCGCGUGGGGAGCAGCCGGCUUCGGCGCCCGCCGCGCCCCAUGAUCUGCUGGGCUGCCCGCGCUGCCAGCGGCUGCUCCACAAGCCGGUGACCCUGCCGUGCGGGCUGACGGUGUGCAAGCGGUGCGUGGAGUCCGGGCCUGUCCGGCCGCAGGCGCGGCGAGUCAACGUGGUGCUGAGCGGCCUGCUGGAGAAGUGCUUUCCGACCGAGUGCCGUGUGCGCAGGCUGGCGGGCCAGGCGCGGAGUUUGCAGCGCCAGCAGCAGCCCGAGGCCGCGCUGCUCAGGUGCGACCAGGCUCUGGAUCUAGUUCCUAGAGAUAAUUCGUUAUUGCUGCUGCGAGCAGAGUUGUAUUUAACCAUGAAGAACUAUGAGCAGGCUCUACAGGAUGCCAAUGCAGUUUGUCAGAAUGAACCUCUCUUGACUAAGGGGCAUCAUGUGAAAGCUCAGGCUCUUUCUGGAUUGGGAAGAAGUAAGGAAGUGUUGAAGGAGUUUCUCUACUGCCUUGCUUUAAAUCCUGAGUGUAACUCUGUGAAGAAAGAAGCACAGAAGGUAAUGUGUGAGGUGUUGUUCCCAGCUUCAGAAAAUGUGCAUCAAAAUUUAACACCUUCCAUCCAAAGCAGAAUAUUGAACAGCAGGUUGAAGGCUCAGUGUGCCAGUGAUAUAAACACCCAGCCUCUGGAAGAAGGUGACAAUGCAGGGAGUUCUAAGAAUCCACCUGAGAAAUCCGAUGUGUUCAGAAAUACAAAUUCUUCGGUUUUGUAUUUUAUACUGGGUCUGCACUUUGAGGAGGAUAAAGAAGUGUUAGAAAGUAUCCUUCCAGGAGCACCCAGCACCAGUUUAAAGAGACAAUUUCCAAAUGAUAUGGAGGAUGUGCAUGACCUGAAUGGUCCUGGGAAAAUUCCCAAGAAAGAGGCAGGUUCCUCACCUCAAAGGAAUAUGACCUCUAAUGUAGGAGAAGGUCCAGAGCUCUCCAUAGAUGUAACGGACUUUGAGUGUGCCCUUUGCAUGAGGUUGCUCUUUGAGCCUGUGACUACGCCAUGUGGACAUACAUUUUGCCUAAAAUGCCUUGAGCGCUGCCUUGACCAUGCCCCGCAUUGUCCGUUGUGCAAAGAAAAACUUUCAGAAUUGUUGGCAAGCAGAAAUUUUAAUAUAACUAGUCUGGCCGAAGAAUUAAUAUUUCGAUAUUUGUCAGAUGAACUCUCUGAUAGAAAGAGAAUUUAUGAUGAAGAAAUGACAGAAUUGUCAAAUCUGACCAGAGAUGUCCCCAUCUUUGUGUGUGCCAUGGCCUUCCCCACCGUCCCAUGUCCACUGCAUGUGUUUGAGCCCCGCUAUCGGCUUAUGAUAAGAAGAUGCAUGGAAACGGGCACCAAACGGUUUGGCAUGUGUUUAUCUGCUGAACACGCAGGAAUUUCAGAGUACGGCUGCAUGCUGGAGAUUAAGGAUGUCAGAACAUUUCCUGAUGGGAGUUCAGUUGUGGAUGCCAUUGGAAUUAGUCGGUUCAGAGUUCUAAGCCAUCGUCACAGAGAUGGCUAUAACACAGCCGACAUUGAAUAUCUCGAAGAUGAAAAGGUGGAAGGAACAGAGUAUGAAGAACUUACCAGUCUUCAUGAUUCAGUAUAUCAGCAGUCAGUUUCCUGGUUUACUUCACUUCAGGAUCACAUGAAAGAACAAAUCUUAAGCCAUUUUGGGUUGAUGCCAGACAGGGAGUCUGAGCCUCAGAGUAACCCUAGUGGUCCUGCGUGGUCCUGGUGGAUCCUGGCAGUGCUGCCUCUGGAGCGCAAGGCUCAGCUGGCUAUUCUUGGCAUGAUCUCACUGAAAGAACGUCUGCUCGCCAUUCGGCGGAUAUUAGUCAUCAUUACGCGUAAGAUGAAUAGUCGGCAGGAGCUGGUUAAUAGCAGGGAGAGAAAUAAUUGAUUUUUUCUCUCUCUGUCAAGGUUUCUGGAAGCCCUUGUACUUUUAUGAGGAGCGCUAGACGUGGACAAGUAGCAUCCCAUUCAUCGUGCUUUGUAAAAUGCUUGUUGAGGGUUACAAAACGGAACACUUAGCAAACAUUGACUCCUGCUCAAAUGUUAAAAGUUGGUGCCUGGCGGAACCUGACGGUACGAGGUUAGCCUGAAGUUUGCAUGGAGCCCACAGUUGGAAACCAACCUAAGAAAAUCUCCUUGAAGCAGAUGCUUUAAUGUGCAGUUCACUGACAGCAGGGAACACCACAGAUGGUUGGCAAGUGGUUUAGGUUUUGCGAGAAAGAAGGACUCCCUCCCUGGUAAAGUAUCUCACUACACCAGAUGGGAACAGCAUGCUUUGGUGGCUAGAAAGUAAGAGGGAAACCACAUUUUUAUCUGGAAGCAGAUUUCUCAGAGCACAGGCUAACUGAAAAUGCGCUUCGGCUUUGUGUGUCGCUGUGAAGUUGUGUGUGAAAUUGAGGGAUUGAACUGUUGUCCAGUACAGGAGCCAAAAUUAGUCCUCACCCAAGAAGUAGUAGCUACCAGAUAGAACUAUGUUGUGUGUCCCGUGGUAGUUCAGAUAUCGUACAUUGCAUGUUGUAAUCAGAUGAACAUCAGAAUACACGAAGGUGUACCUUGGAUAUAGAAAAAUCUGACAACAGUAUAGUUGAUUUGAGGAUAUAUAUUUAUAUGCACUCAAUAAAGAGUGAGCAAAAGUUCACUAAAACUGUAUGUGUAUUGGAAUGUCAAACAUGCAACCAAACUAGUACAAAAACCCCCUUGAAAGCAUAAGCCUGUCUCAUUAAUUUGGUGAACACUAAACAUUUAGGAAACAGUCCUCUUCCUACAAGUAUUUGCAUUGGAAAUUACGCCCAUCAGUAAAUCUGAGUUCACCAUCCAUCCACUCAUAUAUGAGGACAUUAACGUCUGCUCUGGAAUGGGACUCUAUCUCUUCCAGGAAAAUAUAUCAGGACAGUGUGCAAGAAGAGGGGGGGUGCAUAUGGGGUGUAAAUAUUCAGCAAUCUAAAAAUUGUUUUCCAUCCUCAACCUAAAAAUUGUCUCUGUGUCUUUUGAAAAGAAGUUUUAAAAGUGAUCAGACCCAGUGUUACCUAUUACAGAACAAUACAUUACAACUUCGACCUCUAAUGCAUAUUGGUAGUAUUAAUUGGAAUAACCGUGUGAACUAAGAUACUGGAUCAUUAGCACUGGCCUAACCAGCUGGUGCACUGAGUUGGCUUCUUGGGCAGUGCCAUGGAUGCUCUUAACUAAAAGAUGAUGAGAACCAGACCGGAGAAUAAAUCACAGCUUUAAGUUUUGCUUUUUUCAUUCAA